Molecule: messenger RNA, 1281 nt
Organism: Amphimedon queenslandica
Lineage: Eukaryota; Metazoa; Porifera; Demospongiae; Haplosclerida; Niphatidae
Product: cathepsin L1-like
Exons: 12
Coding region: 109-1152 (347 amino acids)
Biological process (GO): proteolysis
Molecular function (GO): cysteine-type peptidase activity
Source: RefSeq, a predicted model, not a curated record
ACAGUGUAUUUAUUUAUCUACCCAUGCACUAGCUAGUAGUUACUAUAUAUCACAUGAUGAUUCAAGCAUUAAAUCAGUACUAGUCUCUCAGUACAGUCUACAGGAAACAUGGCUCUCCGUUGCAAGGAUGCUGUCAUCCUUCUCUUUCUGUUAGCUUCCUUCACUGAUGUGUCACUCUCCUUUGAUCCAUUAGAUGAUUUUGUGAUGUCUGAGUCUGUUCAACGUGCUGCAGAAUUUGAAAGAUGGACGAUAAAGCAUAAGAAGACCUAUGCAACUGCAGAGGAAUACAACUGGAGACUGCGUGUCUACACUGCCAACCAUUAUUAUGUUAAACGACUGAAUGAAGGGCAUGGACCUGCUACAGAGUUUGAGCUAAACCAAUUUGCUGAUCUCACUUUUGCUGAGUUUAAACGAAUUUAUCUUUCUUCAUCAUCUCAGCAUUGCAGAGCAACUACUGGCAAUUUCCAAAUGCCCGUUAAAAAGAAUAAUGUUGAAGAUCCAGUUGCCAUUGAUUGGCGCAAAAGGAAUGUGAUCACACCUGUCAGAGAUCAAGGAUCAUGUGGUAGCUGUUGGGCCUUCUCUGCUACUAGUUGUCUUUCAGCGCAUUUGGCUUUAAAAACUGGGCAGCUAAUCAGUUUGUCGAAACAGCAACUUCUUGAUUGUUCUCGUUCUUUUAACAAUCGUGGAUGCAAAGGAGGAUUGCCAUCUCAAGCAUUUGAAUACAUCAGAUACAAUGGUGGGAUAGAGUCUGAGAGGGAUUAUCCUUAUAAAGAUAGGGAAGAAAAGUGUCACUUUAAACCUUCCUUGGUUGCUGCUACUGUCACUGGUGUUGUUAACUUUACUCAAGGUGCUGAGGAUGAUAUUGCUGUAGCACUUGCUAAUAUUGGGCCUGUGAGUAUUGGGAUUCAUUCCACUAAAUCAUUUGCAACUUAUAAAAAAGGAAUUUAUCAAGGGAAGCUUUGCUCUAAAAAUCCAAGGAAAAUCAAUCAUGCUGUGCUGAUUGUUGGCUACGAUCAAACUGCAUCAGGUGAAAAGUAUUGGAUUGGGAAGAAUUCUUGGGGUACCAAUUGGGGCAUGAAUGGGUACUUCUGGAUCAGGAGAGGCCAUAAUGCCUGUGGCCUGGCCACUUGUGCCUCUUAUCCUGUAGUUUAAUGAUAUAUACAUGAGUUAUGAUGUCCAUGGACAGUUAUUAUGUAUAUGUAUAGCCUUUGAUUUGUGAGGCACUGGCUUAAUUUUGAUAAAUUUGUGAAAUAUAAAACACAUGAAGCUUAUUUAUCCCGU